This is a messenger RNA of Benincasa hispida (wax gourd), 1758 nucleotides long. RefSeq names its product geraniol 8-hydroxylase-like. The record is from RefSeq and is a predicted model, not a curated record. Gene Ontology annotation, molecular function: monooxygenase activity; oxidoreductase activity, acting on paired donors, with incorporation or reduction of molecular oxygen; iron ion binding. Lineage: Eukaryota; Viridiplantae; Streptophyta; Magnoliopsida; Cucurbitales; Cucurbitaceae.
AGUAGUAGAAAGUGAGCUUUCUUAUUUGGUUGCGUUUCAGAGCUAUUAAUGAGAGAGUGGACACCAUAAACCAUUAUACAGAAUCAUAAAGUCGUUAACAAUGGAGUUUUGGACCUGCUUUAUCCUCUUUCUUUGGGUCGUCUUCUUCAUUUCUAGCCUUAAAUCAAAGAUCAGAACUACAUCAAAGCUACCUCCGGGACCAAAUCCUCUGCCGCUCAUCGGAAAUCUCUUGGAUCUCGGCCACAAGCCUCACAAAUCGCUCGCCGCCAUGGCUGAAGUACAUGGUCCAAUUAUGAGUUUGAAACUCGGACGAGUUACCGCCGUCGUUGUUUCUUCUUCCGCCAUGGCUAAAGAGGUCCUACAAACAAACGAUCAAUUUUUGUGUAACAGAACCAUUCCGGAUGCGCUUACAGCUCACGACCACAACGAAGUUGGAUUUCCAUGGAUUUCUGUUUCUCCUCUCUGGAGAAACUAUCGCAAAAUAUGCAACAACACGUUGUUCGCCGGAAAAAUUCUCGACACGAAUGAGAAUCUUCGUCGGAAGAAAGUGGAAGAGCUUGUGGAGAUUGUUCGGAAGAGCGCGUCGAACGGCGAGGCGGUCGAUUUGGGGAGAUUGGUGUUUGCGACGACGUUGAAUUUACUGUCCAACACAAUUUUCUCUGUCGAUCUAGCAGAUCCGAAUUCGGAAUUAGCGAAAGAGUUCAAGAAAUACGUUUGGGGAAUGUUGGAAGAAGCUGGAAAACCAAAUUUGAGCGAUUAUUUCCCUGUGUUGAGGAAGUUCGACAUUCAAGGAAUGAGGAAGAGGAUGAAGAUUCAUAUGGGAAAUAUCUUGAAUCUUUUGGACUCAAUGAUUAAACAGAGGAUGAAACAACAAGAAUUGAAUCCUGAUUCUGUUCCAAAUAAUGAUAUGUUGCAUUAUCUUCUCAAUAACGAAGAGAUCGACGCCAAAAUCGAUGAAAAUCAAACCAUGCAUCUACUACUCGUUCUGUUCGUGGCCGGCACAGAUACAACUUCAGCGACAUUGCAAUGGGCAAUGGCGGAGCUAUUGAGGAAUCCAGAGAAACUAACGAAAGCUCAAAAGGAAAUUAGGAAAGUUAUAGGGAAGAACAAACCAAUGGAGGAAGCGGACAUUCCGAGGCUGCCAUAUCUGCAAGCGGUGGUGAAGGAAACUUUCCGAUUACAUCCAGCGGUUCCGUUGUUGCUACCGCGUAAGGCGCAACAAGAAGUGGAAAUUGGAGGUUUCACAAUCCCUAAAGACGCUCAAAUUAUGAUAAAUGCAUGGGCGAUCGGAAGAGAUCCGAGGAGGUGGGAGAAUCCGGAAUCGUUCGAACCGGAGAGGUUUGUGGGAUCGGAAAUUGACGUCAGAGGGCGGAGCUUCGAGAUUAUUCCGUUCGGCGGUGGGAGGAGGAUUUGCCCUGGGAUUCCAUUGGCGAUGAGAAUUAUGCAUUUGAUGUUGGGUUCAUUGAUUAGUUUCUUUGAUUGGAAGGUUGAAGAUGGAUUUGAGGUGAAGAUGGACGAUAAAUUUGGCGUCACUGUGGAAAUGGCUCAUCCACUUCGAGCCAUCCCUUCGCUAAUUAUUUAAAAUAGAAACAAACUUUGAUGUCAAUCAUAGUUUAUUAGCUCGAAAAUUUAAAACCCAUGAGGGAAAAUUUCCUAUCCAAGCUUCAGAGAGAAGAUUGUAUCUAGCCUUUUUCGCGAUAUCUUCUGCUAUAGAACUACAUUCUCUAGACAUAAAAGAGAGAAAUUUCUUCAAAAGAA